CCGCCGCCCCUCAGCUGCUCUGCCUCGUUUGCCUACUUCUUCUUCCUUUUCCUAUAGCUCCAUCCACUUCUUCUUCCUUUACCCUUUACUCGCUCCUUCACCGCCAGCCAUGUCUACCCAGCCGCUGCUCCAGCGCACCGCCGGCAAGCGCAUUGCGCUCCCCGUCCGGGUCGAGCCAAAGGUCUUCUUUGCCAACGAGCGUACCUUUCUCUCGUGGCUCAACUUCACCGUGACCCUGUCGGCCCUCGCGGCGGGCCUGCUCAACUUUGGUGACAAUGUCGGACGGAUCAGCGCGGCCAUGUUUAGCUUUGUCGCCAUGGCCAUCAUGGUCUAUGCCCUCGUCACAUACCACUGGCGUGCAGCGGCGAUCCGAAACAAGGGAAGCGGCCCCUACGACGACCGUCUCGGCCCGACGGUUCUCUCGGUCCUCCUCCUCAUUGCCGUCCUGGUCAACUUCAUCCUCCGGUUCCAAGAAAAGAACUAAUGUGGCCCAUCCAAGUUCUCACACGCCCUCUUCUGCGACUUCCUGCCUCGUCAUCGCUCCCGUUCCCAUUCCGGUAUAUCAUACACCAGUCUCGACCAGCGGUCGGCUUUCAUACAUUAGACUAGCUCGGCAGAAGUCCUCUCUCGAGGCAUCGGUCUAUUUCAAAGGUCGUCUGUUGCACUUGCCGAGGAAUCUGUCCUGUAGUCCUCCCGACGUAAUUGCCG
Messenger RNA from Acaromyces ingoldii, 708 nucleotides. RefSeq names its product putative VTC1-protein controls Sec18p/NSF-dependent priming of snares and. The transcript is spliced from 4 exons. Bases 110 to 484 code for a protein of 124 amino acids. Gene Ontology annotation, cellular component: vacuolar transporter chaperone complex; fungal-type vacuole membrane. The record is from RefSeq and is a predicted model, not a curated record. NCBI's taxonomy places the organism in Eukaryota, Fungi, Basidiomycota, Exobasidiomycetes, Exobasidiales, Cryptobasidiaceae.